Serendipita indica DSM 11827 is the source of this 1395-nucleotide messenger RNA. NCBI's taxonomy places the organism in Eukaryota, Fungi, Basidiomycota, Agaricomycetes, Sebacinales, Serendipitaceae. The record is from the annotation of a GenBank genome assembly.
AUGGCUUCUAAAGUUCUCAGGCUAAAGAGAUCAAACUUGGAGCCGCCCAUCGACCCAGAAGACCAGGACUUUACCAGUCCCGUUACUGUCGCUCAGCCCGAUCUCGGAGGCCCGAUGACACAGGAUCAAGGGGAGCUAGGGCCGUACUUUACCAGAAAAUACGGAUCGAAACACCACUCAUUCUGGAACGUGCCAUGGCCUCUCAGCUAUGAGAAGGAAAUCCUCGACAUGGACGUUUUACUCCACCAGCUGUUAAAGGAGAUCAAAGGAUUGACCGUGACUGAUUUCUCAGCCGGCCCUCCAACCAAGGUGCUAGACCUCGGCACUGGGCUUGGAGCCUGGGUCCUUGAUGCGGCACACCAGUGGCCGAAUACCGAGUUUGUUGGCUUGGACGUCGUCCCUAUUCAGCCAAAGCUGGAUCGUGGGCUUGAUCCAUCCAUUCACGCCCGAAUAAGAUGGGUGACGAGCAAUUUUCUACAACCACUUCCGUUCCCUGAUGGAAGUUUCGAUUUUGUGCGAGGUGUGAAUAUAGCCAGGGGGGUUCCAGAGUCAAAGUGGACGUUUUUGUUCGAGGAAGUGGCUAGAGUCUUGAAACAGGGAGGAAAGGUCGAAAUCGUGGCAGAAAAUAUCGUAUUCCCAUAUAUCCCUCGGGCGAUAUCGCAAGCAACAUCCCCCACCAUCGAUACCCCUGUUCAGCCAUAUUUUGGCCUACCAAGACAUGAACAUAUCUUGUUAGAGGAGUUAUUCUUCGACGUCUUCUCUUCUCGAUUCAUCAACGUUUCGCCUGUUCGAAUCAUCCCUUCGAGCAUGAAUAUUAGUCUUCGCAAUGUGGUCGAAGUACCCAUCCAUAUUCCAUCCAAAUCGCCGACCACAGAUAAUGAUCCUAGAGGAGAGAGUAUCCCUACAACACCAGAUUAUACACAUGGAAAAGCCUCCUCAAUACCCUUUCCUGCAGCAUCCGACUCGCCGUGCCACCUGUUCGAUUGGGCAAAUGAACUCCGGGCCUGGCAAGCAGUACUCGGCUGCAAGGAAGCGAUGUGGGAAGAGCUAGAGAAAAAGACCAAGGAAGACCGGGACAUUAAGGAGACGGGCGAGGACCUCCUAAGGAGCCUGCCCUGGUCCAAAGAGGAACGCGAGCUGCGUCCGCGUCAGUUGUUCGAGUUGCUGUUCCUCAGAUACGAGCGGGAGAUGAGAAAGUGCAUCAGCAUUUCUACCGCUCUGAGGAAACGACUGGGAUGGAGCGCGGGCAAGCACGAACACGAAUAUGGCGUCUUCGACGAAAACUUUGAUUGGCUAGAUAGGGAAAGCCGGUACUUUGCAGGUGAGGACGAGUCGACACGUCAUAUGAGCUGCUUUUUAGCGCAAAAAGGCGACAAGUUCUCACUGCAAGUAUAA